Messenger RNA from Dicrocoelium dendriticum, 939 nucleotides. NCBI's taxonomy places the organism in Eukaryota, Metazoa, Platyhelminthes, Trematoda, Plagiorchiida, Dicrocoeliidae. The record is from the annotation of a GenBank genome assembly.
AUGUGGGACAGGGGUGGGGGGGGGGUAUUUUUGGUGGUGGAGGUAAGUGAUUUAGUGUAUACAAAUGUUGUUGUGGGGGGAAAGGGUGGCUGGGGGGGGGGGGGGGGGGGGGGGGGGGGGGGGGGGGGGGGGGGGGGGGGGGGGGGGGGGGGGGGGGGGGGGGGGGGGGGGGGGGGGGGGGGGGGGGGGGGGGGGGGGGUGGGGGGGGGGGGGGGGGGGGGGGGGGGGGGGGGGGGGGGGGGGGGGGGGGGGGGGGGGGGGGGGGGGGGGGGGGGGGGUGGGGGGGGGGGGGGGGGGGGGGUGGGGGGGGGGGGGAGGGGGGGUGGGGGGGGGGGGGGGGGGGGGGGGGGGGGGGGGGGGGGUGGGGGGGGGGGGGGGGGGGGGGGGGGGGGGGGGGGGGGGGGGGGGGGGGGGGGGGGGGGGGGGGGGGGUGGGGGGGGGGGGUGGGGGGGGGGGGGGGGGGGGGGGGGGGGGGGGGGGGGGGGGGGGGGGGGGGGGGGGGGGGGGGGGGGGGGGGUGGGGGGGGGGGGGUGGGGGGGGGGGGGGGGGGGGGGGGGGGGGGGGGGGGGGGGGGGGUGGGGGGGGGGGGGGGGGGGGGGGGGGGGGGGGGGGGGGGGGGGGGGGGGGGGGGGGGGGGGGGGGGGGGGGGUGGGGGGGGGGGGGGGGGGGGGGGGGGGGGGGGGGGGGGGGGGUGGGGGGGGGGGGGGGGGGGGGGGGGGGGGGGGGGGGGGGGGGUGGGGGGGGGGGGGGGGGGGGGUGGGGGGGGGGGGGGGGGGGGGGGGUGGGGGGGGGGGGGGGGGGGGGGGGGGGGGUGGGGGGGGGGGGGGGGGGGGGGGGGGGGGGGGGGGGGGGGGGGGGGGUGGGGGGGGGGGGGGGGGUGGGGGGGGGGGGGGGGGUGGGGGGGGUGGGGGGGGGGGUGGGGGGGUGUGGGGGGAGUAG